CUUAUUUCACUGCUGCUCCUUGUGCCCUUUGCUGAAAUGUGUCGUCCAGGAAUCCACAGUUUUGGAAUCUUUUUUGUUAUAACGUAGCCACAGAUUUGUCUGUAACGGCAUUCUUUUAAAAGACUGCUUGAUAGAACUACACAGAAAAAUAGAAUGGCUUCCACAUCACCUCAUGACCGCAGCAGAAAUGAGGAUGAGGAUGAUCCUGUUGAUCAGAUGAUCUCACGCACUGGCUGUGCCGACCUACACUAUGCAGUGCAGGAAUGUAUGGCUGAACACCAGGACUGGCGUGCCUGUCAGAACCAGGUCCAGGCUUUCAAGAACUGUAUGACGUCUUUCCAAAAUGCACGGAAAGAACAGCUGAAGAAAGUGCGGCUGCCUUCCACCGAGUCUGCCACAAACUGAAUGUACAGCGUACCAAGUGACCUAAGUCUCAAAGAUGUAUUUGCAGUGAAAUCACUUUACUCAAAAUAAUAAUUUGUGUUUAUAUUAUAAUAGUAUAUGCAGCUGUAUAAAAUGUUUGCUUGAUAUUAAGUGUUGGGGAGUUGUGAUACAUUUUCUUUUCCAUCGUUAAUACUUCUUAAGAAAUAAGAUGAUCUUUUCUGUCUAUAUGCUUCACAUUGGCUUCAGGAUAUAGUUUUUGGUCCAUAAGCAACUAAACUAUUAGCAGUUUAUCUUAAUGGUACACAAGUGAGACAUAUUAGUUUACUACAUGAAAAAAAAAUUCAUUUCAAAACUGUUGAAAUAGAUAUAGUAAGGGAAUAUAUAUUGCCAUUUAUAUAACGGCUGAGUGGAUUCUUGUCAUUUGAUUGGUGCUUUGUAUGUCACAUGACAUGGAUUAAUUCAUCCCGUUUGUGUUGCAUUACAUUCAGAGUGCGGCUCGGUUCCAUUUAGAGUGCAAAUUUGGUUCCAUACGUUUGGUACCAUUGCACUCUCACGUGCACACGCACACACGUGAUCACGCAUGCGCGCACGUCCUCGCGCACAUGGUCAUGCACGCAUGCUCGUGCACGCACGCAUGCAUGAGCACAAGCGCGCACAAAACCAAUCCAUUGUGCUUCCUGGAGGCUGUUAGCAGGAAGAAAGAACAAAAGCUGGACUCAUUUCUGACGUGACUUUUUUUUUGCUGCACUGAGGACGUAUACAGUCUUAUUUUUGUUGUUCACGCACGCACAAGUGCCAACCAGGUUGCCUGUGUGCGCGCGCUGGGGACACGACUCUCCUGAGACAUAAUUUGAGCUAACUGACACUGCUAAUUCUUUGUGUGUGUCUGCUAACACACAAAACAAAUCCACUGUGCUGUCCGUUAGCAGGAAGAGAAAGAAAACCUGGACUCAUUUCUGAUGUGAAUUUUUUUUUUUCGCUGCACUGAGGAGGUACAUGGCUGGACCGAGCCGGUUGCGCAUGCACACGGGACA
This is a messenger RNA of Thalassophryne amazonica, 1418 nucleotides long. It is a transcript of the gene coa4, whose product is annotated as cytochrome c oxidase assembly factor 4 homolog, mitochondrial. The transcript is spliced from 2 exons. Bases 154 to 405 code for a protein of 83 amino acids. NCBI's taxonomy places the organism in Eukaryota, Metazoa, Chordata, Actinopteri, Batrachoidiformes, Batrachoididae. The record is from RefSeq and is a predicted model, not a curated record. Gene Ontology annotation, biological process: mitochondrial respiratory chain complex IV assembly. Gene Ontology annotation, cellular component: mitochondrial intermembrane space.